AUGCAUUAUGGGUUGGUUAUUUUUGGGAAAUUGCAAAUUGAAGGAGAAACUAAUGGAAGAAGAAAGCAAACGGUUCAACCUCAAAGCUUGAAACCACAUGAGGAUCAUCAAGUCAAGAGUCUUGUUUUUGCUAAAAGAUACCUACAUGCAUAUGGCUAUCUCAACGAUGAUCAAGAUGAUGACGUGGAGUUAGGAAUAAGGAAGUUUCAAGAAUUCUAUAGACUAAAUGUUUCUGGAAAACUUGACCUUGAAACGAUCAAGGCAAUGGCACGUCCAAGAUGUGGCGUACCAGAUCAUCAUCAUGUGUCAAGUACAAGCCUUGUCAAUGAUUCAAAGUAUGCCUUUUUCCAAGGAAAUCCUACAUGGCCUCCUUCUAAGAGAAGCCUCACUUACAGCAUCGACACUACCAACAACGUUGUAUCAAUAGAUGAUUUGAGACAAGCUUUUAUUCGGGCAUUCGGGCAAUGGACCAUUGUCACGGAUUCGAAAUUCACGUUCAAAGAGGUUCCUAUUGGAUCCGACAUUGUGAUCGGAUUUUAUAGUCGUGAUCAUGGUGAUAACAAUCCAUUUGAUGGCCGAGGUGGUGUUCUUGCACAUGCUUUUGCACCGACGGACGGAAGGAUGCACCUUGACGCAGAUGAGCCAUGGAGCGUUGCGGUUCCGACGCCGGCCGGCAGUGUCGAUUUGGUGUCGGUGGGUGUGCAUGAAGCAGGACACCAUCUGGGACUUCAUCAUAGUCAAGAUCCAAAUGCAGUGAUGCAUGCGUUUUUAGGCAUAGGAGAAAAUAAGAGGAUUUUGAAUCUUGAUGAUAUUGCAGGCAUACAAGCCCCAUACCCUAAUUAA
This is a messenger RNA of Prosopis cineraria, 843 nucleotides long. Its product is annotated as metalloendoproteinase 5-MMP-like. The record is from RefSeq and is a predicted model, not a curated record. The coding region runs from base 1 to 843 and encodes 280 amino acids. NCBI's taxonomy places the organism in Eukaryota, Viridiplantae, Streptophyta, Magnoliopsida, Fabales, Fabaceae. Gene Ontology annotation, biological process: collagen catabolic process; proteolysis; extracellular matrix organization. Gene Ontology annotation, cellular component: extracellular matrix. The transcript is spliced from 2 exons. Gene Ontology annotation, molecular function: zinc ion binding; metalloendopeptidase activity.